AUGACGCGGAGCUUGACUAUCAAGGUUGACCAUGCAGUUGCCAUGCAGGUCUUAUUUGGACAAGUGCCCAUCGCCUUUGACGCUCACGUUCUCAAGUGGAGUUUGGACGACAGUGCCUGGCAUCACGUCAAAGAGGCGUCGUUCUACGGGACUGAUACCUACUCACUGGCAUUUGACAUGGUUAUCAAGGUGACGGACGAUGGCCCUGAGCUCAGCGUCAACUUUACUGGGAUGCAGGAGAAGGGAGUGUGGCCUGGUAAGAAGAGUGUUGAAGCGGAGGGAAGGCUUGCGAUGCGGUUGCUUGAGGAGCUUGAUUCUUGGUUGGAGGUGAGGACGGGGGAGCAGUGGAUGCGCUUUUAA
Molecule: messenger RNA, 360 nt
Organism: Laccaria bicolor S238N-H82
Lineage: Eukaryota; Fungi; Basidiomycota; Agaricomycetes; Agaricales; Hydnangiaceae
Exons: 2
Coding region: 1-360 (119 amino acids)
Source: RefSeq, a predicted model, not a curated record